This is a messenger RNA of Racocetra persica, 356 nucleotides long. The record is from the annotation of a GenBank genome assembly. NCBI's taxonomy places the organism in Eukaryota, Fungi, Glomeromycota, Glomeromycetes, Diversisporales, Gigasporaceae.
CUGUUGACGUUUUAACUAUUGACAUUGUAGAUGUAGCUGUUGCCGUUGUAAAUAUUGACAUUGUAGAAGUAGCUGUUUCCGUUGUAACUAUUGACAUUGUAGAUGUAGCUGUUUCCAUUGUUGUUUCUGUUUCCGUUGAAACAAUUGACAUUGUAGAUGUAGCUGUUGCCGUUGUAAAUAUUGACAUUGUAGAUGUAGCUGUUUCCGUUGUAACUAUUGACAUUGUAGAAGUAGCUGUUUCCGUUGUAACUAUUGACAUUGUAGAUGUAGCUGUUUUCAUUGUUGUUUCUGUUUCCGUUGAAACAAUUGACAUUGUAGAUGUAGCUGUUUCCGUUAUUGUAACUACUUUGAAUACA